GAGUCAUAUGUACGUACUAAAUUUCUUAUCCUCACAAUUGCCACUGCAUUGGCCUUGUAAUCUCGUCCAACCAAUUCAUAAUCCACUCAACAAUUAUCUCCCGUAAAACAGUUUCCACCCAUCAAUUCUUCUCCUCCCACUCCUUGCUUUCUCACUUAAUAUCAUUUGAUCGCCUUUUUCUUUAGUGUUUCAAUCAUGGCUGCUGCAGUGAGUGCUGGAGUUUCUCUUCCAUCCUCCAAGUCUAUUUCUCUUCCAACCAGAACCGCCAUUUUUCCCCCAGAAAGAAUCAACUUCAACAAGCAGGUGCCCUUGUACUACAGAAAUGUGUCUGGUGGUGGGAAGGUGAUCCGAGCUCAGGUCACAACGGAGGCUCCUGCCAAGGCCGAGAAGAUUUCCAAGAAACAGGAAGAAGGGGUAGUUGUCAACAAGUACAGGCCCAAGGAACCAUACAUUGGCAGGUGCCUUCUCAACACGAAGAUCACUGGCGACGAUGCCCCUGGAGAAACCUGGCACAUGGUCUUCACCACUGAGGGAGAGAUCCCUUACAGAGAAGGCCAAUCCAUUGGGAUAAUUGCCGAUGGUGUUGACAAGAAUGGGAAGCCUCAUAAGCUGAGGUUGUAUUCAAUUGCAAGCAGUGCCCUAGGAGACUUUGGAGACUCUAAGACUGUCUCUUUGUGUGUUAAAAGGCUCGUUUACACCAACGACCAAGGAGAAAUUGUGAAAGGAGUUUGCUCAAACUUCUUGUGUGACUUGAAACCUGGAUCAGAAGCGAAGAUAACUGGACCUGUUGGGAAAGAAAUGCUUAUGCCAAAAGAUCCUAAUGCAACCGUAAUUAUGCUUGCCACUGGAACUGGAAUUGCCCCUUUCCGUGGAUUCUUGUGGAAAAUGUUCUUUGAGAAACAUGACGACUACAAGUUCAAUGGUUUGGCAUGGCUUUUCUUGGGUGUUCCCACAAGCAGCUCAUUGCUCUACAAAGAGGAAUUUGAGAAAAUGAAGGAAAAGUAUCCGGAUAACUUUAGGUUGGACUUUGCUGUUAGCCGAGAACAAACCAAUGAGAAAGGUGAGAAAAUGUACAUCCAGACUCGGAUGGCUCAAUAUGCCGAAGAACUAUGGGAAUUGCUCAAGAAAGACAACACCUUUGUCUACAUGUGUGGACUGAAGGGCAUGGAAAAGGGAAUUGACGACAUAAUGGUUUCAUUGGCUGCUAAAGAUGGUAUUGACUGGAUAGAAUAUAAAAAGCAGUUGAAAAAGGCAGAGCAAUGGAAUGUGGAAGUCUACUAAUGAAUUUUUCCUUUCUUGUAUUGUACAAAUAUCAGCCAGCCAAUGUCAGUUUAUCUGUGCUGGUGUAGAUAGGCUACUUUCUUUUUUGUAACUUAUUUUCUUUUUCCUAUAUUCUUCUUUCUUGAUCAAGCCGUCGCACUGGUGACCACUAUGGAAUUUUUCAGCAUGGAUCAUGAAUAAGAUAACAAGUUUUAAACUCCUAA
Messenger RNA from Olea europaea var. sylvestris, 1484 nucleotides. Its product is annotated as ferredoxin--NADP reductase, leaf-type isozyme, chloroplastic. Lineage: Eukaryota; Viridiplantae; Streptophyta; Magnoliopsida; Lamiales; Oleaceae. The record is from RefSeq and is a predicted model, not a curated record. Bases 196 to 1281 code for a protein of 361 amino acids. Gene Ontology annotation, molecular function: oxidoreductase activity. The transcript is spliced from 9 exons.